AUUGUGCACCUUGGACACUCACGGUUCUCUAGGAUACUUCAAGCUCAUUAAGUGACAAAGUUCUGUUUUUGCAAACGUGUUUUGAGCAGAGAUAUAACAGGUGCCUGUGCCCGGAGAUCCACCAUUGCCAAUUCUAGUUCAGACUGGUGAUGAACUUGCUGUAAUAUCUGUGCUGAAGGGGAGAGCUGGGUUUCACAGCGUGGCACGUCCGGCCAUCCUCCCUGGCUUAGAGACAGAGCAUGGGCAGAAUGACGUCUGGUAGUUUCAGCAACCUAUUUGAGACAGGAACCGGUGUGAAUGCACCUGCAGAUGCCUCUGGUCAGUCUCCAGCUCACUUAGCUGCUUGUGGUGGUGAAGCUUUUUUUCUACUUUGGCAGCUGCAAACAGGAGCAAAUUUGAACCAACAGGAUUGCCUUGGAGAAGCCCCGAUACAUAAAGCAGCAAAAGUUGGAAGUUUGGAAUGUCUUGCUCUCCUUGUUGCUGGCGAUGCUAAAAUUGACUUGUGCAACAACAGUGGACAAACAGCAGCAGACCUUGCAGUGGAUUAUGGCUUUCUGGAAUGUGCCAAGUUCCUCAGGACAAUUCAGCACACUCAGACAAUGAAACUGAGAGGACAGUCUGGAUACUUGCUAAGUGACAGACAUGGCUUGUGGAGAGAGGAUCCAACUGCACAGAAACAAGAAAGUGAAACCAGCAGAUGCAUAAACAGGAAGAGGAGAAGAUCAGAUGAUCUUGUCUCCUAGCUGCCAGAAAAAACAGUAAUCCCAACAUGAAAUAUGGGGAAUCCAAAGUCUGAAGAACCAUGACUGGAUGAAACACUGAGCAGUCAGAUGUGUGUGCUGGGACAUUGUCUCCUUCUGAGAAGGAGGAAAGCUUGUUUAUUGUUACUUCUUACAGAAGAAUGCUGUGAGGUUUUUUCCCCCCUGGAAUACUUGUAUUCGUUCAGCUAUAAAUAAAUGAUGAUGGAAAAAUGAA
This is a messenger RNA of Parus major (Great Tit), 975 nucleotides long. It is a transcript of the gene ANKRD37, whose product is annotated as ankyrin repeat domain 37. Gene Ontology annotation, molecular function: protein binding. Bases 240 to 743 code for a protein of 167 amino acids. The record is from RefSeq and is a predicted model, not a curated record. The transcript is spliced from 5 exons. Lineage: Eukaryota; Metazoa; Chordata; Aves; Passeriformes; Paridae.